AUGUCUUCUAUGACUUGUUACAAUUGUAACAGGAAAGGCCACAUAGCUAGAUAUUGCCCUCAACCUCGUCAACAACUAAGAGGAACUGAUAGAAGACCUCGUUAUGAUAAUACAAGAGAU
Messenger RNA from Funneliformis caledonium, 120 nucleotides. The record is from the annotation of a GenBank genome assembly. NCBI's taxonomy places the organism in Eukaryota, Fungi, Glomeromycota, Glomeromycetes, Glomerales, Glomeraceae.